GAGGGGGGAGGAAGGAAAGAAAGAGGCAGAGUGGAGACACAGGAGUCAGAGGGGCUGGUCCAGACGCUGCCGCUAAGAGGAGACCGAGAGGCGGGGGCUGCAAGUGCACUUGACAACCAACAUGCGGAGAUGUCAGAAGAGGCAGAAGUGGAUGUGAGAGAAAGAGACACCCAGAGAGACAGAGAGCAAAACAGGGCAAGAGACUUGGCUUUAAACGACUCCUGCAUUGACAACUCCAUGCAGUUCGGAACCAGAGCAGCAACAACUGAACCUGGGUUCAUGGGGACAUGGCAAAACGCUGACACUAACCUCUUGUUCAGAAUGUCCCAACAGGCCAUCCGCUGUACACUGGUAAAUUGCACGUGUGAAUGUUUCCAGCCUGGGAAGAUUAACCUGAGGACCUGUGAUCAGUGUAAACAUGGAUGGGUGGCACAUGCCUUGGACAAGCUCAGCACACAACAUCUAUACCAUCCGACUCAAGUGGAGAUUGUUCAGUCCAACGUAGUGUUUGAUAUCAGCAGCCUGAUGCUGUAUGGGACCCAGGCAGUACCUGUGAGGCUGAAGAUAUUGCUGGACCGACUCUUCAGUGUGCUCAAGCAGGAGGAAGUAUUGCACAUUCUCCAUGGCUUAGGCUGGACGCUGCGAGACUACGUCCGGGGAUACAUCCUUCAGGUGAAUCUGAUUAAAGUGAAUAUCAAGAAUGUUUGGCGAGCCUCCGAAGGAAGAAGGGAAAUGUCAUUAACAGGGAGCAUGCAACCUGAAGGAAGGAGAUGGGCAUUACUGCCAGGCAGCCAGCCCCAACUUUUAUGGUGUGUAUAUUAGCCCUGUAGGUUUUUGUUCUUCCUUUUAGCAUCUACUGAUGCUUAUAGUCUCUUAUUUCUAUAUUUACUCAGUUAUAUUACAACUUCAGCCUCUUGUCCCUAUAACAUUGAUCUUCUCCCUUAUUCCCACCCCAGGGAAGAUUCUGGGUUAGGAAUCUUCCUAAGUUGUUUUACGUAAGGUUCAAUAAUGAAGAAAGCUAUAACAAAGGUGAAAUAACUGGGACUUUGUUCUGGGGUUUCAACUUUAGAGAAUUUGUAGCUACUUGCAUUCUUUUAGGAGACUAGAAAAGAAAAAAAAAAGCCCUGAACUUAGCAAACUAGUUAGAAAGAAUAAUUAAUUAAGAUGGGAAGCAACUGUAAGGUGGGCUUGGGUCACUUUUUUCUGCACUUCCCCAAUGUUUCUUCUUUCUAUCCCAACAAACUUUCCCAGAAGGGAUAUUUCUGUAUCCUCUCCCAGCUUAAACUGAAAGCUUGCUUCAUAUAGAAUGCCCUGAAUUUGACAUGUGGGGAGGGAGAGUAUAGUUAGGACUCUGAUACUCUUAGAUCUGGGU
Gracilinanus agilis (Agile Gracile Mouse Opossum) is the source of this 1372-nucleotide messenger RNA. RefSeq names its product zinc finger protein basonuclin-2-like. Lineage: Eukaryota; Metazoa; Chordata; Mammalia; Didelphimorphia; Didelphidae. The transcript has 5 exons. Gene Ontology annotation, biological process: regulation of DNA-templated transcription. Gene Ontology annotation, cellular component: nucleus. The record is from RefSeq and is a predicted model, not a curated record. The coding region runs from base 130 to 822 and encodes 230 amino acids.